ACAUUGACAGGUCCUCCCCCCGCCCCGCCCCUCCCAUCCCUUCCUCGCAUUCCAGACGAUGCCGCGAACCUCGGGCGCCGCGGGAGAGUGAAGCCGAGACCAUGAGGGCCGUGCCGACCUGGGUAGACAAGGUGCACGACAGGGACAAGGUAGAACAAUGCAUCUAUGACUUGUGCUUCAAACCUGAUGGCUCGCAGCUCAUUGUAGCCGCAGGAAACCGUGUGCUGGUGUACGACACGACAGAUGGAGCGCUGGUGCAGCCCCUCAAGGGUCAUAAAGAAGCCGUUUACUGUGUGUGCUACAGCAAAGACGGCAAACGGUUCGCAUCAGGCAGUGCUGACAAAAGUGUCAUCAUAUGGACAUCAAAGUUAGAAGGCAUCCUCAAGUACUCCCAUAAUGAUGCAAUACAGUGCCUGGCAUACAACCCUGUGUCCCACCAGUUGGCCUCCUGUGCCCUCAGUGAUUUUGGCUUGUGGUCUCCUGAACAGAAGAGUGUACAGAAGCACAAGAGCACAAGUAGGAUCUGUUGCUGUGCUUGGACCAAUGAUGGUGUGUACAUGGCCCUCGGACUGGCCAAUGGGGUGGUGUCCAUCAGAAGCAAGGUUGGGGAAGAGAAGAUGAGAAUUGAACGUCCAGGAGGAGUAAACUCUCCCAUUUGGUCAAUUGCUUGGAAUCCCUCUAAGGAUGAGCCUGUCGAUGUUCUUUGUGUUGCUGACUGGGGCCAAAACAUCUCAUUCUACACACUCAGUGGCAAACAGGUUGGGAAGGAGAGAAUACUUGGCUUUGACCCGUGCUGUGUGAGUUACUUCAGCAAGGGGGAGUACCUGCUGGUUGGGGGCUCCAACAAGGCCUGUCUCCUUUACACCAGGGAAGGAGUCAAGCUGGGCACCAUCGGGGAACAGUCGUCUUGGGUGUGGUGCUGUGCUGCCCGUCCAGACUCCAACUUUGUGGCCAUUGGAUGCCAGGAUGGGACCAUUGCAUACUACCAAUUGAUAUUUUCCACGGUCCAUGGCCUGUACAAGGAACGCUAUGCGUUUCGAGAGAACAUGACAGAUGUCAUCAUACAGCAUCUCAUCACAGAGCAGAAAGUGAGGAUCAAGUGUCGGGAUCUUGUCAAAAAGAUUGCCAUCUACAAGCAUCGUUUGGCUGUACAACUGCCUGAGAGAAUCAUUAUCUACGAGCUGUACUCCCAGGAAGCCUCGGACAUGCACUACAGAGUGAGGGAGAAGAUAAACCAGCGGCUGGAUUGUAACUUGUUGGUUGUUUGUACGAAUCACAUUGUCCUGUGUCAGGAGAAACGGUUACAAUGUCUAAACUUUGUGGGGAACAAAGAGCGUGAGUGGCAGAUGGACUCCUUGAUCCGGUACAUCAAGGUGGUGGGCGGCCCGCCCAGCAGGGAGGGCCUUCUGCUCGGCCUCAAGAAUGGACAGGUUCUUAAGAUUUUCCUGGACAACGCCUUCCCUGUGCCUCUGCUGAAGGUCCCCUCGGCCAUCCGCUGCCUGGACCUGAGCUCCUCGCGGCAGAAGCUGGCGGUGGUGGACGAGCACAGCACACUCCUUGUCUAUGAUGUCAAGACCCUGGAGAUGGCUUUCCAGGAGCCAAAUGCCAACAGUGUUGCUUGGAACACUAGUUGUGAAGACAUGCUCUGUUUCUCUGGAAGCAACACCCUAAAUAUCAAGGCUUCUACUUUUCCAACACAUCAACAAAAAUUACAGGGCUUUGUUGUUGGGUUUAGUGGCAGCAAGAUCUUCUGUCUCCACAUCUACAGCAUGUCCACCAUUGAGGUGCCUCAGUCAGCUCCAAUGUACCAGUACCUGGAUAAGAAACUGUUCAAGGAGGCUUAUGAAAUUGCCUGCUUGGGCGUCACUGAUGGGGACUGGGAAGCACUGGCCAAAGCAGCUCUUGAGGGACUGGAGUACAACAUAGCAAAGAAAGCAUUCACACGAGUAAAGAAUCUGCGACACCUGGAGUUGAUACAUUCUAUUGAGGAUCGACGACACAAAGGAGAGAUCGACAAUAACUUCUUUUUGGCAGACAUCUUAGCGUAUGACGGCAAGUUUUCUGAGGCGGCCAAGCUGUACCGCAAAUGUGGCAAGGACCAGGCGGCCAUGAACAUGUACACAGACCUCAGGAUGUUUGAUCUGGCACAGGAAUAUCUUGGAUCAGACGAGACAGUGGACAGAAAGCAGCUGAUCAGGAAGAAGGCAGACUGGGCCCGGAACAUCAACGAGCCUCGGGCAGCGGCUGAGAUGUACCUGUCUGCCGGGGAGACUCACAAGGCGAUAGAAAUAAUGGGAGAGAAUGGAUGGGUGGACAUGUUGUUGGACGUGGGCCGCAAGACUGACAAGGCUGACAGUCAGACCCUGAACCUGUGUGCUGACCACUUGCGACGCCUCAACUCCCUCACCUAUGCUGCAGAAAUGUACAAGAAAAUGGGGGAAAUCCAGAGUGUGAUAGAGCUCUAUGUGGAGGUUCAGGACUGGGAUGAGGCGUUCAUGUGGGUGGAGAAGCACCCAGAGUUCCGACAGUUGGUCUAUGUGCCCUACGCCACAUCCCUCGCUGAACAAGACAAGUUUCUACAGGCACAGAAAGCUUUCCAUAAGGCUGGUAAACCAGAUGAGGCCUUUAGAGUCCUGGAGCAGCUCACCAUGAAUGCAGUGAAUGAAAACAGAUUUGAUGAUGCUGGUUACUACUUCUGGAUGCUGUCAAUGCAGUGUUUGGACAUAGCAGCAGAAGAAGGAGGGGACAUCAGCACCAUGAUGAACAAAUUUAGCGACUACCAGAAGAAAGCGUCCAUGUAUUAUGUUUAUCAUACUAUUCAGCGCUACAUGGACGAGCCUUUCACAGCCUACAUGCCCGAGGCGCUGUUCAACAUAUCUCGGUUCUUGAUGCACGAACUCAUGACUGCGCAGCCCACCGGCAUCUCUAAGUUCUCCACCUUGUACACCCUCUCUAAGCAGGCAAGGAAUCUUGAAGCAUACAAACUUGCUCGCUAUGUCCUGGAUAAGCUGCAAGCACUCCGCAUUCCUCAGCGAUUCCAGGAAGAUGUUGAGUUAGCAGCCCUCAAGAUCAGGGCCAAGCCUUUCCAUGACAAUGAGGAGCACCAGCCGCUGUGCUACCGCUGCUCCACCACCAACCCACUCGUCAACAACAACGGCAACCAGUGUGUUAAUUGUUGCCAUCCGUUCGUCUACUCCUUCGUGUCGUUUGAAAUUUUACCAGUUGUCGAGUUUAUGCUGGAGGAAGAAAUCUCUGAUGAGGAGGCGAUGCACCUCAUCCAGCAGUCUGGCGGGGGUGACUCUGGCAGUGAGGAUGACCCCAAACCUAAUGGUGACGAAGAGGAGGAAGAGAAUCAUUGGCGGCGGUCAGACUCCGGCAACGCCCAGGCCCUCACCCUGGAUGGCGACUCACCAGACCCUGCUGACCCAAGCGAUGAUCCAUUCACUGCUAAUUUAAUGAACUUUUAUGGAGAUGCAGACUACCAGCCAGUGACGGUGGGCAGGAAGGGCCUGGUGGCACUGGAACCUCAUGAUGUCAUCGUGUGUCGCUGGCCAAAGCCUCUUCGCUUCCAGUACUUCAAGAAUUUCAUGCCAGACAUGCCAAUCACUUUGUGUGUCCACUGUAAUAAGAUGUUCCACACGGACGACUACACUCUACAGGUCCUCCAGAAGGGUCACUGCCCCUUCUGCCGCACUCCUAUCGGGGAUAAUCCAGACAACAACAAUGAAUGACUGGAACAUUACACAUAGAAUACUGUGUGUUUUUAGUGCAAAAUAUUAUAUAUGCCAACAAGAGUAUGCACCUAUUGAAGCACAACAUUAGCCUUAGCAAAGUUCAACACAGGUGCCUCUACUCACAAAGUCUCAGAGGCAGCUACAUACCCACUUAGGAGGAAACCCCUCACAACACUCCCUGUGUCCUGGGGUAAUGGUCUCUUACCUUCCACAGGCUAAAGGGCCAAGGUGAAGGAGAUGAGUACCGAGGCCACGUUCAGCUGUAGCGUAUGCCCCCAACUUUACCUUUUACCUCACAACAGCUCCCAAACGUGUCUUACAGUCUAACAAGUGGCUGCUCCAUAUUCCCCACAGCUGAAUGUUCCUAAAUACUAAUUGAGAUCUGUUUAGUGCCAGACCAGCUACCCAAACUUUUGUCUCCGUGAAGCAGACAGUUACCAUUUCAUUCAUUCCGUAGCUAAUGAAAGUGUAUAGGAGGAUAUAAGAAAGAAAAAGAGGAAAGUAAGAGGCCCAGACAGUGAAGGACUACAUCAGGGAGUGCUGCUACAAAGGCAAAACUCUGAACCUUUUACUCAACUGAAGUGAAUUGAUGCCAACUAUCUUCUGCCACACUUGAGAAGCUCUGUCAAUAUUUUUUGUCAUAUAUAUUACACCAGAGUCAUAAUACUGAAUUACUACAGCUAUAAGUUACCAAGAAUCAUGAUUUUAAGAGUACUAUUCAACCAAAGCAGCUGAAGUGGGACAUUCACUAGAGAUUUCUUUUUAUUCCUCUUUGAACUGGAUUUCUACUCCAGUCUGUUCAUUGAAUUUGAACAGAAACCAAGAGUGACCUGACGUAAACACUUCAGACAGUAAUUAAUUGUGCCUGUGUAUGGUAAUCUUGUCUCCAUGUGUCUCACAGGUACUAUUUUCUUAAAUGCUUUCAUGAUAGGUGUAGUACAAGAUUGUGAUAUCCUGUACAGAGGCUCAUAAGUAUUGUAAUAACCUUCAACCAGAAAUUUUGUCUUAUACAGGUGGCACUUUAGAUGGCCAUGAUGCACUCUUGCCUUAUUUAAAGUAUUAGAAUGCCAUACAUUUAGGCUAGUAGAUUUAAUGUUUUACAGUUGACAUGAUCAAAUAUCUAAAAAGUUUUUAUUAUGUAUAUUCAUUGUUUAUACAUUUAUUUAUUCAAAUGGUUAAACUUUUCAUACAAGUAAUGGGAGUCUUUUGUCUCUACAUGAUGCAAUGCUAGAAUAGAAAAGGUUGUCUGAAGGAAAUAGGCAGACUGUGUCAGAGAACAGAUGUUGAUGAAAGAUUUUACUUUUUAUGCCUGUGAAGCAUUUAGUAUAGAUAGAUAAAUGGAUGAAUAGAUAGAUGGAUAAAUUAAUAGAUAGAUAGAUAGGCAGAUAAAUAGACAUACAGAAUGAGGAUUUUGACUGCAGAUAAACAAACAAAUAAAAGGUAAUUAAAGAUCCCCUGAGUUUGGUAGCAAAGACCAUAAUUUUUAUAAACUGCCAAAAGCCUGGAUCAAACUCACAACCUUUCAGUCAUGAGAGCUAAACACUGUACCUAUCAGAGCCAGUUGGCCCGUGAAACAAGCAAGAAAUGAAGGACUUUUGGGUGAAUGAAUAACUUAGGCUUGAAUCAUUCUCAGACUUUUGUAUAGUAUAAUGAAUCAGGUAAUACUUAUAAUGGAAAUGUUGAUGCCAUUUUGAUCUGUGUUACUGUAUGAGGAUCCAGUAUGUGAUCGACAAUGUAUGGAUCUGCAGUCUUCAGUUUUUUGUAAUGAUUGUUUGAGAAUUGUAAGUACAGGUUGAGAAUCCCUUAUCCGAAAUUCCUGGAACCAAAGGUGUUACGGAUUUUUAAAAAAUUCGGAUUCCAGAAUUUCGGAUAAAGGAUUCUCGACCUGUACUAGAAAUGCAGACUGGAGCACAAUGUCAUUAGAAAACCCACAUUAGGAGAAGACUGUACUCCUAAUAUUCCCAUGAGGAUCUGUAUUCUGCAGUUUGUCUAUGUAAAUGACCUUUUAUGUGAACCAAAUAUUGUUCUAGUCAAUACACUUUAUUUAACUAGUCUCUGU
This is a messenger RNA of Eriocheir sinensis (Chinese mitten crab), 5793 nucleotides long. It is a transcript of the gene Oseg1, whose product is annotated as intraflagellar transport protein 122 homolog. The coding region runs from base 102 to 3731 and encodes 1209 amino acids. The transcript has 27 exons. Gene Ontology annotation, molecular function: protein binding. Gene Ontology annotation, cellular component: intraciliary transport particle A; non-motile cilium. Lineage: Eukaryota; Metazoa; Arthropoda; Malacostraca; Decapoda; Varunidae. The record is from RefSeq and is a predicted model, not a curated record. Gene Ontology annotation, biological process: protein localization to cilium; non-motile cilium assembly; intraciliary retrograde transport.